Molecule: messenger RNA, 2140 nt
Organism: Notolabrus celidotus (New Zealand spotty)
Lineage: Eukaryota; Metazoa; Chordata; Actinopteri; Labriformes; Labridae
Gene: stpg2
Product: sperm-tail PG-rich repeat containing 2
Exons: 14
Coding region: 180-1925 (581 amino acids)
Source: RefSeq, a predicted model, not a curated record
UAAUUGUGUCCUAGCAACGACUUACGCUGGGUAACGUAGCGUACAGACAUGACAGGGCUGACAACAUAGCAGUGAAGGAAUGUUUGGACUUCAAGUAAGCUCGAAGUAUUCUAAAUCUCACGGGGGCAACUUAUUUUAGCUUCUAUGUAGUUUUAGGAGGGGUAAAAGUGUAGUAAAAGAUGUAUGGGCGAGCUCCAAGGGUUACCUUCGUGACACCGAAGGCCAAUGCGUCUACAGUCGGCCCCGGAACAUAUGAUAUCACGCAGAAUAAGACUACAGUGGAAGAUGGCUAUGCUCCAUUUCUGUCUUUGACCAGCAGACAGCCACUUAUCAGUGAGUCCAGUAUGAUGGUACCAGGACCUGGCCAGUAUGACUCGUCUCCUCUCAAGCUUAAUGUCCAUGGUGGCUGUAGUCUUCAGAACCGCUCCAAGCGCUUUGAGGAGGUAGUACCAAAGGCUCCGGGUCCCGGGGCCUACAAUGUACUGCCAGCUUCAGGAAACACACUCAGGGCAGGGAUGACUAAUGUAGGACAGGCCCAGAAGCUUGGCAGAGAAACGUGGCUGCAGGCCAAAAGUCUGAGGCUGGUUCGUCAGUCAGACAUCCCAUCUAUUCCUUCCCCGGGCCAGGCCUAUGGCUAUGAGGAGGAUGCCCUGGGUGUGCUUAGCAAGCAGCAGCCCCCUCCCAGAGACAGCACCCUGGGGCCAGCCUACUACAAUCCAGUGGUGUCAGAGAAGAGUUCUGCGCAGAAGUAUAAAGGAGUCCACUUUGGUAACAUGACAGGGACGAGAGGGGUGGUGACAGUGGAGGAAGGACCAGGUCCAGGACAAUAUUACCCUGAAACGAACGUUAAGACGCAGUAUGUGAAUAUGAACCUUGAAAUGGAGCAGAGAGGCAGAGCUGAGCUUAUCAUCCCUCGCUACCAUGAACUGGUGCCCAGGCAAGAGGAAAAGAAGGGAGUCCCUGGACCUGGUCAGUAUCACAUCAGAAGUCAGUUUGAGAAGUCUGUGGAGUCCUGCGGUAGCCUGCCAAAGUUCACCAGCUCCUUCCUCUCUCAGUCUGAGAGAUUCAGCCCCAUGAAGGAAGUGUCGCCCCCUGUUGGUGCAUAUAAUGACCCGCGCUGCGCUCUGGAGCUACUGAAGAGGAACGCAGGGGUGAAGAAAAGUCCAUUUGGUUUAACUGCAGCACGCUUCAAUCCUAACCAUAACAAGACAUGCUCCACACCAGGUCCAGGGUCCUACAAUGUCUUUGAGCGCAGUUUAGCCAGUGAGAGUUUCAAAAAGGCAUUUUUAGAAAGGACCAGGAAGGGAGGCUUUGGCUCCACUGCUCAACGCAACUUCAUCUUCCACAACAAGGAAUCGAUAGAUGCCCCAAGUCCAGGGCAGUAUGAGACAGAAAAGAAGACAGAGGAGAACUACAAACAGCAGCACACAGCUGUUUUCAGAUCAGCCACAGAACGUUUAUCACGACCAGCUAAAGACUCUCCUCCACCCAACACCUAUAACGUGAGUCAGUCAUUUGAGAAGGCUAAAGGACGCUCCUACUUACAACCCCGAAGUGAAGGAGCCAAGAGACGGCAGAGCUGCUUCCUCUCUGCUGCACCCCGGAUGAUCUCUUUCUGCAACAUGACCCCCAGUAUACCAGGUCCUGGCCAGUACGACCCCAGCAUGAGAUCUUCCCCUCAAAUGGCUCUGAUCUCUUCCAGAGAAGAUCGGUUCAAAGUCUCCAUGAACACCAACCCUGGCCCUGGAGCUUAUCAGUUGAGUCCAGGUCUCAUGAACACAGUGAUGAAGGGCACCUUCAAUGUGACACUCAACAACCCCCUUGGCCCCUGCUGUUCCCCCCGAGUGGCCCCUGGCCCUUUAAUGGCCCACAAGACCAUUAACACCGUUGCACCUAAUACCUUGAAUGCCACCCGUACUUCUUAGUUCCAUAUGGAGGUCAAAGUUUGAGGUUGAAAGUCAUCACGUUGGAGGAAGACUGCUUUUAAAAUACCCACAAUUCAUCCGUCAUCUACAGCUGAUGGUUCCCUCAUUCCUUACCCUGAGUAAUGACAUUCUGAUUCAGCUGUUUUGUGGAUCAGCUCUCUGUUUAAACCCCUUUGUAAAUCAAUAACAAUUAAAAAGCUAUUAAUAUAAAUAUA